This is a messenger RNA of Nelumbo nucifera (sacred lotus), 680 nucleotides long. RefSeq names its product heavy metal-associated isoprenylated plant protein 24-like. NCBI's taxonomy places the organism in Eukaryota, Viridiplantae, Streptophyta, Magnoliopsida, Proteales, Nelumbonaceae. The record is from RefSeq and is a predicted model, not a curated record. Gene Ontology annotation, molecular function: metal ion binding.
ACUUCUCUCUCAGACCUACCACCUCUCCACUUUUCUGUUUGUUCCAUCUUUUCUCAUGUCCCCAUCGUCCUAUAUAUGCCAACAUUCCUCUCCUCUGUUCAUUCCCUCCCCUCAUUCCAAUUGUUCUCUAAUCAUUUUGUUGUCCCUGUUUGUUUCCCUCCUCACACUCCUCUUCUCCUCAAUAUCUACAUCAUCAUCAUUAUCAAAUUCAUCAUUUCUCAAUCUAGGCUUCUUCUUCAUGGAGACUGUGGAAUUGAAGGUGGAGAUGGUUGGCAUACAUGAGAAGAGACUCAGGAAAUGCUUAUCAAAAAUAAAAGGGAUUGAGAAGGUUGAAGUGGAUGUUAGCAGUCAGAAGGUUACUGUAACAGGGUACACGCAUCGGAACAAGAUACUCAAGGCUCUCAGAAGAGCUGGAUUGAAAGCAGAGUUUUGGUCUGCACAGAAUGAACUCCUUAAUGCCUAUGCCAGUGCAAGCUAUGGAAGCUUGAGAUUCAGCAAUUUCAGCUUCUUCUAGUGUUUUCUUUUCUUCUUGACCAUACACUAACGCUUGACGUUUUUUCAUUGGUUUUAUAUGUUUCUGCUCUCAUCUGUCCUGUUUUUGUUUUCUUUCUUUUUCUUUGAAAAAGGAAAGGGCACUUGUUCCUCACAUAGAGUGAAAUGACGAAUAUCAAGUUUCUUUA